Molecule: messenger RNA, 3659 nt
Organism: Spodoptera frugiperda (fall armyworm)
Lineage: Eukaryota; Metazoa; Arthropoda; Insecta; Lepidoptera; Noctuidae
Product: alkaline phosphatase, tissue-nonspecific isozyme-like
Exons: 9
Coding region: 179-1720 (513 amino acids)
Biological process (GO): dephosphorylation
Molecular function (GO): alkaline phosphatase activity
Source: RefSeq, a predicted model, not a curated record
AAUCAUUACUAAAAGUAAUUCCCUAGCAGUGUCGUAAAGACAUCGGCCGCGUGAUCAUUGUGCAUUUUAAAAAAGUUUAUUUUAAUUUAAAAUGUUUAGUUCGAACGUGUAAAUCGAUUGCCAGUGACAGUUUUCAAGUUUAAAAAAAAAGUGAACAAAAAUCGAACAAGAAUAAAAGAUGGCGCGUAUUUUGACGUUUACGUAUUUGUUUUUUGUGAUGAUAAUUUACGUUAGAACAAGAAGUGUCCAUAAAAGUAAUUCAGAAACUCCUGUGUUCGACGAGAAGAAUAAGGAUCAUUGGAACAUGCAAGCACAAUGGAUAUUACAAUCAAAGUUAUCCAAUCUCCUAAACACGAAGGUAGCAAAGAACGUGAUCCUGUUCCUCGGAGACGGUAUGAGCAUCACAACCCUGGCUGCCACCAGGGUGUACCUGGGUCAGAAGUAUGGACACCUGGGUGAAGAACUGAAGCUGAGCUUCGAAGCUUUUCCUUACACGGGUCUGUCUAAGACUUACUGCGUAGAUAAUAACGUCGCAGAUUCUGCGUGCAGUGGUACCGCUUACCUAUCAGGUGUAAAGGCCAACAGUGGGACUGUGGGGCUCAGUGCGGCUGUGAAACGUGGGGAUUGUAGGGGACAGAGAGAUGGCCUGCAUUCUGUCACUGGACUCAUGGACUGGGCCCAAAAAGCCGGCAAAGGAACCGGAAUUGUAACCACUACAAGAGUGACGCAUGCUACUCCAGCGGCAUCAUACGCACAUUCAGCAGACAGGAGAUGGGAGGCUGAUACUGACCUGCCGAAGAAAGGCCUCCGCUGCGAGGAUAUAGCCACCCAGUUGGUGAAGGGACGCGUUGGCAGUAAUAUUGAUGUCAUACUGGGAGGAGGGCGCAGAAACUUCUUCCCCAAAACCCAAACUGAUCCAGAAGGGUACCGCGGCUACAGAAGUGAUGGAGUAGACCUCAUUAGAGAGUGGAAGAAACGAAAGGAGGCCCUGGGAGUCUUUCCCAGAUUCGUAUACAAUAAAGAGGGACUCUUGAAACUAGAUGACUCCUUAUAUCAUAGUGUCUUAGGUCUAUUUUCCCCUGACCAUAUGCCUUACCAUUUGGAAGCAGGCGAUGACGACCCAACUUUAACCGAAAUGACUCAGAAAGCUAUUCAGAUGCUGAAGAAGAAAAAGAAUGGGUUUUUCUUGUUUGUUGAAGGAGGAAGAAUAGACACAGCUCAUCAUGAGACUAAAGCCCGUAAAGCGCUUGAUGAGACCGCUGAAUUUGCUAAAGCGGUUGAAGCUGCUUUAAGAUUAGUGGACUUGCAGGAAACACUGAUCGUAGUAACUUCUGACCAUAGUCACACAAUGACAUAUAGUGGAUAUAGCAAGCGAGGUUCUGACAUUCUAGGACUUGUUAAUAAGAAUAAUGCGUCAGAUAACAUGCCAUACUCCACACUAAGUUACGCCAACGGGCCAGGGUACAAGGAGGCUGGCAGGUUCCACCGGUACAAUCUAGGAAACGACGACUUUAAUGACGCAAACUACACAUACCCGUCUUUGGUACCGAUAAAUCGGGAGACUCAUGGAGGUGAAGAUGUAGCGGUCUUUGCAAGAGGACCCUGGGCUCAUCUGUUUACGGGCAGCUUCGAGCAAAACUUUUUACCUCACGCCAUAGCCUAUGCCUCAUGUAUAGGGCCUGGACUCACCACCUGUAAAUCAAAAUCAAGAUUACAAUAAUAAAUAUUACAUUUUUUUUAGGUAAAUUUCACACACCCCCAAACUCGGAAGAAUGUUGACGUUUUUUCCGGGUUUGGGUAUCGUUGUACCUAAUGUUUCCGACUUUGGGUAUAAUGUUCGGUUAUGUUAUACCCAAACUCGGAAAUGUAUAUAGUUGUUGUUGUAUAUAGUUAUUUGUUAAGAUAUAAUGCUGGAUCAUUUAUAUUGACUUUAUUUUUGAUGAAUAUUUUAUUUUAUGAUCUUAAAAGUCCUGAUAUGUUUUUGCAUGAUGAAUUUAAGACAAUUUAAAUUUUAGACCUUUUAUGACAUUUAUUGUGACUUUUAUCUCAACUUUUUGGUAGUCUAAAGUUACGCUGAAUUUUAAUCAGUAGCCUCAUUAACAUUCUGUGCUACUCAGCUAAUGAAUAAAACUAUGCUUUCUAGAAUACGUUAUACAGGGAGUAAACGGAAUUUUCUCAAAAAAUUCUAUAAAAAAAUAGUGUUUUUAUCAUCAUUUAUUCGUUUUUUUUUCGUGUUAUUCAUGCAACAUCAACCUUAAGCAGUUGAUUACAACUAUUAUUAAUUACGUAAAAUAAACAUUGAAUUCCUUUAUAUUUUUUUAAUAAAAUUAUUUUUUACUAUCGCCUGUUUGAGACGUUUGGGAGCGUUCCGUUUACACCCUGUAGAUUUCCAAAUUGACUAUCAGUCUCCAAUAAGUGCCACAGAAGUUUAAAUUGACUGCUAUAAAAAAAUGUUCUUUUCGAUCACCCAUCCAUAAAUCGACCUAGAUCAGGUCGACUUAACGUAAAGUGAGUUGAUCCGUACUGUAAAUUAGUCUCAAGCUUAUCUUUUAAUGAUAUCUAAAUUACGAACAAGACUAAUAAAUUAAGUCUUUUUUCCUUUCCUUCCCUAUUUCUUAAUAGAGACCGCCACCACCUCAGACCUACCACUAAGAAAGAAUUAUUUGAUUAUGCUAACACGAUUUCUUGCGGUUUUCGAAUACGUUUUUCCAAUGAAUUCAAGCAAAUUUGAACCUUAUCAACAAAUUUCCAUAGAACCUUAUCGUAAAACGUAUCUGAUUUGCUUAUUUACAUUCAAAACAGAGCUUUAUUUAAUUUACAAUGUGGUUUGUAAUCGUUUGCUUUACGUGUAUUGUGUUUGUAAAUAUAACACGUAGUCGGUAUUUUAAUUAUAAGAGUAAAUGUUUCUUCAGUUAUUUGUUGAACUGUUUAAAUUAAAUUAGGAAUUUUAUUUUUGUAUGUAAUUGAAAUGUAGAUAAAUGAUCUUAAUUAGUAUUCAGUUCUUGAAUUUUUAAUUCAAUUUGUGAGAUGUAGUAAUGAAAUUGAAUUUUGUUUUUGUUGCAAAAUAGAGGUUGAAACAAGGGCCUUUACGAAGUUAAUGUCAUUAUUUUGUACAUAUUUGUUAACUUUUUAGUGUAUACAUGAAAACUGUUAUUUAAAUAAAUUAAAUGAAAUAGAAUUUACAAUUUUGUAUCGAAAAAUAUGUGCUAGACAUAUAGUCUACGCUAAGUAAAGUUUUACAUACAAAAAUAAAGAUUUCAAUUUUCAAUUCCAUUUAAUAAAAAGCUUGCUGUGUUUCGUAUGGUCCAGGGAUUUUUUUAAGGGGGGAAAUCAUUCAAAGUAAGGCUUUUGUAAAAGUAUUUUUUUUCCAAAAUUUAUCGGGAUAGUGGAAAAAUAGCCCGAUUUUCACUGAGGUGCAAUAAAUAAUAAUUAGUUUACGAAUAAUAAAACACUAAAACAAACGAUUGGAACCAAUAUAUUUUAAUAUUGUUUUUUCAAGAAUAAUGAAAUGAAACGAAUUUACACGUCAAAAAAUAUUAUUUAAAACAAAAUCUAGAUAAUAAAAUGUAAUAUUUAUUAUGACUUCUGUACAGUUUAAAAUAAUUAAUUAUAAGUUAUAUCUAAGUUAGGUUUAAUUUUAAUUAUAAGUAUAGGUUAUA